CACUGAGGAAUAACAGCAGCGCUGCGCAGAUCCGAGCGGCCGCAUCAUGGCAGAAGAGGCGGACGGAGAGCAGGGACCCCCGCGCAGCAGCUUCACCACCUACAUGGCCGAGGGGGAGCAGCUCUACCAGAAGGGGGAGUACGACAAAGCCAGGGAAAGCUUCAGUAAUGCUCUCGACACACAGCCAACAGAGAAACACUGCCUGGUGGCCCGGUCUAAAUGUUUCCUGAAGCUUGGAGACCCAGAAUCUGCUUUAAGGGAUGCAGAGGCCUCUCUACAGGAAGAGAAAGACUUCUUCAGGGGUCUUUACCAGAAAGCAGAGGCUCUCUAUGCCAUGGGCGACUUUGAAUUUGCCCUUGUGUUCUAUCACAGAGGGUACAAGCUACGCCCUGAACUCCAGGAGUUUCGUUUAGGAAUCCAGAAAGCUCAGGAAGCUAUUGAGAACUCUGUUGGGACUCCAGCCUCUGUAAAGUUAGAGAACAAGAAGGGCAUGGCGUUUCUUAGCAAGCAAGAAGAGAGUAAAAAGGCGAAACAAAAAGCACCAGCAAAGGUACCCAAAAAAGACCCAAAGCAGCAGAAGAAGGCAGACCCUUUGAAAAGCCAAAAGACUGCCCGCCAGCUGCUGGGAGAGCUCUACAAUGACAUGGAGUAUCUGGAGACACUGUUAAAGGAUGAAGGGUUAGUGAAAGGAAACAAGAGAAGUGGGUUAAAACUGCAGGACCUGAUCUUGAGUGCAAUCACCUAUCUGGACACACGCACUGAGUUCUGGAGGCAGCAGAAGCCUAUCUACGCCCGGGAAAGGGACCGCAGAAUUUUGCAACAAAAGUGGAACCGGGAACGUAGUAAACCUCCUGAUCGCAAUCAGUACAUUUUCGAGAACAUGGAAAAGAUUGAGAUGUUACUCUCCAAUGGAAAUGCAGAAGGGAGUUACAAGAAAGCCCGCCAAGUGUUAAAGAACAUUCAGACUUGGAGAGAUGACCCAAAUAAACAGGAAUUGAUAGGUUACCUUUAUAGCUGCAUCGGCAACGCUCAUAUGGACAUGGGACAGAUGGAAGAGGCACUACAGAGUCACAAGAAGGACCUCCAAAUAGCAAAUGAAAGCGAUUUACCAGAAUCAAAAUCCCGUGCUCUGGACAACAUAGGAAGGGUUUAUGCACGGAUUGGAAAGUUUCAAGAAGCAGUAAAAGUAUGGGAGGAGAAGAUCCCUUUGGCAUCUUCAAGCUUAGAUAAGACUUGGCUGUUCCAUGAAAUCGGUAGAUGCUAUCUGGAGCUUGAAUUGUUUGAAGAAGCAAGAGACUAUGGUGCGAGAUCUCAACAAGAAGCAGAAGAGGCUGAGGAUGUUGAGUGGCAGCUCAAUGCCAGUGUCCUAGUGGCACAGGCCCAAGUAAAAUUAAAGGAUUAUCAGUCUGCCGUGAUCAACUUUGAAAAAGCCUUAGAGAAAGCAAGAACUGUAGACAAUAAAGAUGCAGAGCAGGCAAUCAUUACUGCCCUUGAAGAUGCAAAAAGAGAUUCAACAGAGGAGAAUAAAUCGGAAGACAGUGAGACAGAAGAUGACCCAGUUGAGGACAAUGUAUGAAGUGGAGAGGAGCGUCAUUGUGGGCACAUUCCCAUAUCACCAUGUGGCACAGUCUGCCGGGACUCAGGAGGACUACACCUGCAGACUGAACCAUGCAGAACUCGUUGCCAUUUAUUUAAACACUAGGAAUAAAUCACGGUGAUGAAAUAUUCACU
Bufo gargarizans (Asiatic toad) is the source of this 1731-nucleotide messenger RNA. It is a transcript of the gene ODAD4, whose product is annotated as outer dynein arm docking complex subunit 4. NCBI's taxonomy places the organism in Eukaryota, Metazoa, Chordata, Amphibia, Anura, Bufonidae. The transcript has 12 exons. The record is from RefSeq and is a predicted model, not a curated record. Bases 47 to 1576 code for a protein of 509 amino acids. Gene Ontology annotation, cellular component: cytoplasm. Gene Ontology annotation, molecular function: protein binding.